AUGUUUGUCUGCCGGGCCUGUCUGCGGAAAGGCCUAGCUCCUGGAGCUUUGGCUAGGAUAAAUGUGCCUGCAGUUGGAUCUCGUCUGGCCCUCCCAAGGUUAGGCGCACUUACACCAAGCCAGUCCACGACCGCCAUCCGAUCCUACCACUUACCCGCCCUCAAGCCAAAGACUGCCACCGAUCCCUCCGUUACCCUCGAUCUCGAAGCGCCGGAAGGGGAAGAAGAUGGAGACGGGUCGGAAGGGAAGAGGAAGAAGAGGGACCUGAGCGACGAGCAGCGGAAGAAGCUGGAGCGCAGUGCGGCUCUACAACUUAAGCAUUUCAAGGAUCCCUUCCACAUCGAGAAGCAGGUCAAGUUGACCCUCGACAAAGGAAAAUACGAGGAGGCCCUUGUUCUCACCCGCAAGGCCAGCAAGAACGCAAAGGUCCAAGUCUCGUGGAACCAUCUGAUCGACUACCACAUGAAGAACAAGCGUCUGUCUGCCGCCAUCAAGAUCUACAACGAGAUGAAGAAGCGCGCCCAGGUUCCAGAUGCCAGGACUUAUACGAUUAUCUUCCGAGGCUGCGCCAUGAGCGAGCACCCCAAGCAGGCAGUCGCAGAAGCCGUCAAGAUCUACCACAGCUUGCUCAGGAAUGAGCGCGUGAAGCCAACCACAAUCCAUCUUAACGCUGUCCUCGAGACAUGUGCCCGCGCCGGCGAUCUGGACAGCAUGUUUACGACAGUACAAACAGCCAACGAAAGCACACGCAAGCCCGACAAUCUGACCUACACAAUCAUCUUCAACGCCCUUCGGGCCCAAUUUAACCCACGACUGCCACUGGAUCGGGAUCCCAUGCAGCGCGACCAAGAAGAUAUCAACCGGGAGAAACAAGAGGCUAUCAACAGGGGCUUGCAAAUAUGGGAAGAUGUACAGCGUCAAUGGAAGAAGGCCAACCUCAUGAUCGACGAGGAAUUGGUAUGUUCCUUUGGAAGGCUCCUGACUCUGGGCACCAAGGAAGACAACGAGAGAGUCUUCGAGCUUUUGUCCUCAACCAUGCAGCUCCCGCGAUUCCAUGCUGGCGAGAAGGCAGCUGCCCAAGUGACCGCUAAGGCCGUAGACACAACCACCACGCCAGUGGUCUCACCUGAAGCAGCCUCUCCAGAAGCCACCGCCUCAGAAGCACCAGAAACCACACCAACGAAAACCACCCCAUCUGACUCGACCACACCCACCGUCCAGCCUACCGAAACUAAGCCCAACCUCUACGCCAAACCAGGCAACAACACCCUCUCCCUAAUCCUCUCCGUCCUCUCCAACACGCGCCGCACCUCGCUCGCCCAAAAGUACUGGGACCUGCUCACCUCCCCGCCCUACUCCAUCAAGCCAGACAAGGACAACUACUUCCGCUACUUGCGCGUCCUCCAAAUCGGCCGUGGUUCCGCCGCCACCGCGGCAGUCCUCCAGUCCAUGCCUGCCGAGUUCAUCACGCCCAUGAUCCUCAAGACGGCCUUCACGACCUGCAUUCGCGACGAGCUGAACCCGCACGCCUUUUCUCCGCACGCCUGCACCAUUUUUGACGUGAUGACCAAGAAGACCCGCUACCCGGACGCCAUCGCCAUGCGUCUCUUUUUGCAAUCCGCCCAAGGAAACUUCCGCCACAUCAAGAAGAUGGCCGAGACCGACCCCCUGGGAUCCCGCCAGGCAAUGGGCAAGCAAAUCAUGCUCGCCCUCGACAAGAUGUGGCAGCCGUAUCGGAUCAUGGCCAACCAAUACUCUUACCCGAUCGGCAGUCGCGUGCAGGCGCAGAGCCCAGAAGACGCGUGGAAGGCUGUGCGGGCGCACAUGUCCGAGUGCGUGGUCACCGCUCGCCGGAUGAUUAGUGCCAUUGAUAAGGUCAUGUUGAAUAGCAUGUGUGCCGAUGACGAAAUCCUCAAAGUGCUGAAGCGACGGAGGGUGAUUUUGCAGAAUAUGGUGGAGCGGUAUGUGGCCAAGGACGGCGACAUGAUGGGUAGGUGGAGGGAGAAGAUGGUGGAGCGGUAUGGGGAGGCGGGCCUGAAGAAGCGAGAGGCGGAGAAGAAGGGGGUUAGUAAUGCCGGGGAAGAAUAUGAGUUUGGCCAGCCGAAGCCUAACGAGUUUGAGAGGAAUCUGAACAAGAAGAAGGAGGAGGCGGUUGCUGCGAACGAGAAGAGGAAGGCGGAGCAGGCACAACGGCCCAGAGAGGAAGAAGAGGAGAACGAAGAGGAUGAGGACGAGGAAGAGUGGGAAGAUAUUACGGAAAGUCGUUAUCCCAGAGACAAGACGAGGAGUUUGAGGAAUGAGUUGCGGAGGGACGAGAAGAGCAGUUCCAAGUACGGGUACCAGCAGACGAGUAAUAACAGCUCGUCAUGGUCGAGAGAGAGUCAAGGAGGGAAAUGGGAUAGGGACAGCCAGCAGGAUCGGUGGGGCAGCAGCGGGAGGAAACCCAGCUGGUGAUGAAUGGUCUAUAGGUUCUUGUUAGAUAGGUUGUAAGUUAGUUUGGCUCCGGAUGAUUGCCUGGCAGACGAUCAUUUACUGUAUAUAUAUACUUUUGUUGAUACCUCAAU
Neurospora tetrasperma FGSC 2508 is the source of this 2564-nucleotide messenger RNA. RefSeq lists its product as uncharacterized. The transcript is spliced from 2 exons. The coding region runs from base 1 to 2454 and encodes 817 amino acids. Gene Ontology annotation, molecular function: protein binding. NCBI's taxonomy places the organism in Eukaryota, Fungi, Ascomycota, Sordariomycetes, Sordariales, Sordariaceae. The record is from RefSeq and is a predicted model, not a curated record.